Molecule: messenger RNA, 1927 nt
Organism: Pistacia vera
Lineage: Eukaryota; Viridiplantae; Streptophyta; Magnoliopsida; Sapindales; Anacardiaceae
Product: pentatricopeptide repeat-containing protein At2g45350, chloroplastic
Exons: 1
Coding region: 50-1927 (625 amino acids)
Biological process (GO): RNA modification
Molecular function (GO): RNA binding; protein binding
Source: RefSeq, a predicted model, not a curated record
CUCAACCAGACAGUAGCCGGAUCAAGAGAUUGUGCAAGAAGAUAAGUUAAUGCUCGUCUUUGCGACUUACAAUCAACCAUGGAACUCUCCACUCCAAACUUUACUUCUUCUCCGAAAAUGCAAAGCCUUAAACGAUGUGAACCAGGUCCACGCGCGAAUGAUAACAACUGGAUUAAUCAAAAACACUACUCUCACUACCAAAAUCGUGGCCACUUUCUCUUCUUCAUCGUUCACGCCUCUCCUUGAAUUCGCACGUUAUAUUUUCUUCACGCGUCACGCUUUUCGAAUUUAUAGAAAAUACGAGGACCCUUUUCUUUGGAAUGCUAUAAUCAAAUCCUAUUCUCACGGGCUUCAUCCAGGACGAGCCUUGGCUGUGUUCUGUUUAAUGCUUGAAAAUGGAGUUUGUUUUGAUAAUUUUUCAUUGUCUUUGGUUUUGAAAGCGUGCUCUCGGAUUGGUUUGGUUAAGGAAGGAAUGCAGAUUCAUGGCUUGUUGAGGAAAAUAAAAUUUGGGUCGGAUUUAUACUUGCAAAAUUGUUUGAUUGCAUUGUAUUUGAAAUGUGGAUGUUUUGAAUCUGCUCGUCAAGUUUUUGAUAAAAUGCGUAUUAGAGACUCGGUUUCAUAUAAUUCAAUGAUUGACGGGUAUGUAAAGUAUGGUAAAAUUGACUCGGCCCGCGAAAUUUUCGAUUCUAUGCCUAUGAAAGAGAAGAAUUUGAUAUCUUGGAAUUCAAUGAUUAGCGGUUACGCGCGGUGGGAAGGCGGACUCUAUAUUGCUCGGGCACUGUUUAAGAAAAUGCCUGAAAGAGACUUGAUUUCUUGGAACUGUAUGAUUGAUGGGUGUGUAAAGUGUGGAAAAAUGGAUGAUGCUCAGGCUUUGUUUGAUGAGAUGCCAAAGAAAGAUGUGGUUAGUUGGGCUACUAUGAUCGAUGGGUAUGCAAAAAUAGGUAGGGUUGAUAUUGCUAGGGCUUUGUUUGAUGAAAUGCCUGAGAGAGAUGUUGUUGUGUGUAAUGCCAUGAUGGCUGGUUAUCUUAAAAACGGGUAUUGCAUGGAAGCUUUAGGAAUCUUUCAUGAUAUGCAAUGCGGGGGUGAUUUGUGUCCUGAUCCUGCAUCAUUGUUAGUUAUUCUGUCAGCAAUUGCACAAUUAGGACAUAUUGACAAAGGGAUAGCUAUACAUAGGUAUCUUGAACAAAAUGAAUAUUCUUUGAAUGGGAAACAUGGUGUCGCUCUCAUAGACAUGUAUUCUAAAUGUGGCAGUAUUGAAAAUGCUAUUUCUGUUUUUGAGGAUAUAGAAAAAAAAACUGUUGAUCAUUGGAAUGCUAUGAUCAAUGGAUUGGCCAUUCAUGGAUUAGGUGAAUUGGCUUUUGAUAUGCUAAUGGAGAUGGAGAGGUUGCUUAUAGAACCAGAUGAUAUCACCUUCAUUGGAGUGUUAAAUGCUUGUGGCCAUGCCGGCUUGGUGAAGGAAGGUAUUUUGUGUUUUGAGCUGAUGAGAAGAAUUCAUAAGAUGGAGCCUAAGCUGCAACAUUACGGAUGCAUGGUUGACAUUCUUGGCCGCUCAGGGCACAUAGAAGAAGCUAGAAAAUUAAUCGAGGACAUGCCCAUUGAGCCAAAUGAUGUUAUCUGGAGGACUUUGCUUAGUGCUUGUCAAAAUCAUGAAAACUUAACUGUUGGUGAGCCUGUGGCUAAGCAUCUCAUGGGGAUGGAUUCCAGUAAUUCAAGUUCUUAUGUACUUCUGUCUAAUAUGUUUGCCGGUCUUGGUAUGUGGAAUGAUGUCAGAAGGGUUAGGACGACAAUGAAAGAACGAAACCUAAAGAAAAUUCCAGGUUGCAGUUGGAUUGAACUUGAGGGAGCUGUUCAUGAAUUCUUUGUGCAAGAUAAGUCUCAUCUCCCAGUUACAGAGAUCUGUUCCAUGUUGAUAAUGUGCGGACGCUAG